ACCGAGAUUGAAUUUCCUCGGAACAGCAUUCCUGAAAAAUUUCAAGAGUGGACAAACAUGAGGGCAUACGGGACGGACAAUAUUGUGGAUGUCGCUCGAGCAAACAAGUGGCGCUGGAGGACCGACAGCGCCGAUUUAUUUGAAGGACGCCACGGACAGAGAACCCGCCAAGCAGCAGAAGAGGAACAAUGUGAGAGCUCAAGUUGGGGUCCAGCCAUCUAGACUCGCAGUUCCACAGGAGAGCCGUCGGCAGGACACUCGAACUUGGGAUGGACGACGGUGACCAACAGGGUGAGGAAAAAGCAGGAGAGAAUGAUAAAGACAUGAAAAACCAGAUGAAUAUUGUGGAAAAGGGCGUGAGGGAGAUUAAUAUACAUGAGAGAGAGAAGAAGAGGCGCGGAUGGACGCUGAGCGAGCGACUGGCCAUAAAUGUUUCGGGGAUGCGCUACGAAACCCAACUUCGCACCUUAGCCCAGUUCCCCGACUCCAUGCUGGGCGACCCGCAAAGAAGAUCGCGCUACUUUGACCCCUUGCGAAACGAACUCUUCCUGGACCGCAAUCGGGCUUGCUUCGACGCCAUCCUCUAUUUCUACCAGUCAGGCGGGCGGCUGCGGAGGCCCGCCAACAUCCCCCUGGACAUCUUCAUGGAUGAGCUUUUGUUCUACGAGCUGGGAGAGGACAUCAUGAACCGCUUUAAGGAGGACGAAGGCUUUACCAAAGAGGAAGAGAGGCCGCUGCCCGCCAACGAAAUGCAGAAAAGACUUUGGAUGCUUUUUGAACACCCGGAGUCUUCGUCGGCCGCUCGCAUCAUCGCCAUCAUCAGCGUCAUGGUUAUUGUGGUGUCCAUCCUCAUCUUCUGCCUGGAGACGCUGCCGGACUUCCGCGUUGAGAAGGAGACACGAGAGGAUCAUCUUCACAAGCACCACGGCCAAGGGAGGAACGUGUCCGAGGCCAGGCCUCCACCUGCCAGUGUUUUCAACGACCCCUUCUUCAUAGUGGAGACCGUUUGUAUCUUCUGGUUCUCUUUUGAGCUCAUCAUGCGCCUUUGCUGCUGUCCCAGCAAGAUACACUUCUUCAAAGACGUCAUGAACAUCAUCGACUUCAGCGCCAUUUUGCCCUAUUUCGUCACUCUGGGAACGGAGCUCGCUAAGGAAAGCGAAACCAGCCCGGCCACUUCCUUAGCUAUUAUCAGAGUCAUCCGACUGGUGAGGGUGUUCAGGAUCUUCAAAUUGUCCCGUCACUCUAAAGGUCUUCAGAUCCUCGGUCAGACGCUGAGGGCGAGUAUGCGUGAAUUGGGCCUUCUGAUUUUUUUCCUUUUCAUCGGCGUCAUCAUUUUCUCCAGCGCCAUCUACUUCGCCGAGGCCGACCACAACGACACGGCCUUUGUCAGCAUCCCGCACGCUUUCUGGUGGGCUGUGGUCACCAUGACAACGGUGGGCUACGGAGACAUGUACCCGCAGACGGUUUGGGGGAAACUGGUGGGCUCCAUGUGCGCCAUUGCCGGCGUGCUGACCAUUUCCUUACCAGUGCCGGUCAUCGUGUCUAACUUCAGCUACUUCUACCACCGGGAGACGGAAUGCGAGGAUCGCUCCCGCUACAGUCACGUCACCAGCUUGCCGUGGGAGGACGAGGACCCAGAGGAGGGAGAGGCACAAGAAGGGAACCUGGAUCCCGAGGGGGAUUAUUAUGCAAUCGGAGGCACCUAUAACAAUCUCAACGGGACCGUUUUGGCUAACGUGGGACAGAGUGCUGAGUAUGAAGGAAUUAUCCGUUUAAGGGAACCGCUGGUCACCCAGGUGUGAAAAAGAAAAACAAACGAGUGACAAAACGUUUACUUUGAUCAUUCAAAUUUAGUCUUACAGAACCUGUCGAAUUUGUAUAUUCUCAAGUUCCCUCAUCCCUUUUUUUCUUUGCUUGACUUUUAAAAUGUGUGUCCACACACUAUGACGUCUUACUUUACUCCCACCUUUUUUUAACUGGAAACGUUGAGGCGGUCUCUAUGAAAAAACAAAAGCCCUUGUUGCAAACACAACCAGAGUUCUCGUAAAUUGAAGACGUCAUUCUCGGCAUUCUUUCGGUCGUACACAAACGUUCAGAGCUUUGGCCUACGUGAGCUGAGUGGACUGACCUCAUCAUAACAAUGAACGAGAACAUCCGGCAGAUUUGUGAUUUGUUGAAAACACCGACGCUACUGUUACGUACUCAGCCUUUGAAUAAAUUCUCUAUUUUACUAAA
Messenger RNA from Syngnathus typhle (broad-nosed pipefish), 2235 nucleotides. Its product is annotated as potassium voltage-gated channel subfamily A member 7-like. The coding region runs from base 270 to 1802 and encodes 510 amino acids. Gene Ontology annotation, biological process: potassium ion transmembrane transport; protein homooligomerization. Gene Ontology annotation, molecular function: delayed rectifier potassium channel activity; protein binding. Gene Ontology annotation, cellular component: voltage-gated potassium channel complex; membrane. The transcript has 3 exons. The record is from RefSeq and is a predicted model, not a curated record. NCBI's taxonomy places the organism in Eukaryota, Metazoa, Chordata, Actinopteri, Syngnathiformes, Syngnathidae.